UCCGCAGCUGUCAACAAAAUAACGUCCAUACGCGAGUGGAGAUUAUAUAAAAUUUGACAUCUACAUUUAAUUAUAGUAGAUAUCCAUGGGGCAUUUCAUAGCACCCAAAUAAAGUAGCUUUUUCUUCAUAUUUGUCCGUUUAGCCGAGUAUGAAACAAUAGUGACAACAAAAUGAAGUGCUUAAGAACAGAGGAUUAUGUCCAACAUCUGUCGUGUGUAAAGGACACUGUAGUUCUUCACGAUGAAUUGAAGAAACUUGUGGAUGAUGGCAUUGGUCUAUAUGGCCGCACAACGUGUGAUCGUAUCAUCCGAGCAUGCAACCAGCGGCUGUGCAGUGGCUCGCUGGAUUCUGCUCAUCUGGAGCAGCUAGUGGACUUGGUAGAACUGGCCGUCCGGGGGUUUGAAUUGCUAGAGGAGUCUGGGAUGCAUAGCAACCCCUUUUAUUUGGAGAAAAUAGUGUUCCACAUCCUACAGAAACUUGCCACACUUGAAGCUCAUGGCCCUGCUUGUCGCCUGGGACAACUCUUGUACAGAAGACUGAAGCAGUUGUCUACAGAGACGGAUGACUUCCAUGUUUUGGUGCGGAACUGCUUUGCGGUGCUGUGGAACAGUCUCCUCUCUAACAGUGCACGUGGCUCUGCCCUCACUCCAAGAGACAAACUCCGCUGUCAGCUACAAGCUUUGACUUUCAGACUCUUAGAGCAGGAGUCCAGCUCAGCCUCUUCCCCAUCCAGAGUGCCUUUGUUUGUGGAGGAGGCGGUCGGAGAGUAUGAACGAUCAUGUGGGAGUUUAACUCACGAUGAUGUGAGUUUUUUGACCUCUGAAUCACAAGAACUGAUCCUCAGCCCUUUAAUCAAACCAUCUGAAGGGCCAGACUCUGCAUUGAUGUGUUCCUUGCUGCCUGUAAGGUGUGAGGUGUUGUUUAAGGUGUGCAAACAGCUUUGUAAGAGUCGGUUUUCAGCGGAGGCUCUUGGGCUGUUGCGUAAAGUUCUGAAUGACGUCAAGGAUAAUGGUGGGCUGCACUCAGCUCUGAGUCUUGCAGAUCGGGCAGUGCAGCUGCAGUGUGCAUUAGGCUCUGGAGAAGAGUGCAGUAAGGCUUUCACCGAAUGUGCACUCAUCCUCAGAGGUCAGCCCAGUGCCAUGUCUGCCCCAGAGUGUUAUGCCCUAUUGGAGGCAUGUCGGCUGGUUAUUUGGGCGUUGGAGGCUGGCCAGAGUAAAGGGAUGGGCAUAGCUACAUUGCUGACAUGUUUUUCUUUCUUGGAGGAAUAUCAGGACCUUCUGCUCACAUGGCAAAAGGGCUCAUUUUCACAGCAAAUGCAGUACUCCAUAUGUUUCAGUUUUUACCAAGGCUUCAUUAGCACAUAUGAAAGUCUCCACACAUAUCAGGUGUCUGCAGGCGAUACUCUGGACAGAGUGCUUUUGUAUUGCCAGGCGACAGCAGGACGCAUGCUGACUGAACUGCGGGCACUUAACAAUGACAACUUUUUACUUAAAGCAGUGUGUGUGGUGAAUAAUGUGGUAUACGAGCUGUUCAACAGGAAGUUGUAUGACGGAGCAUUUAGUUUAGCUGUGAUUGUGUGUCAGGAGCUGUUUAAGGACUGCCCACCCUCUCUGCCUGUGGACAGGGUGAAUCGCUGUUUCAUGCUGGUGGUUCAGUGUAGUAGGCGUGGGGGUAAGCUGGAUUGUGCUCUAGACUGGGUUGUGCGCUGGAUUCUGGUUUUGGGCACACAGGUUUUGGAUCAUCUUGCAGAACCUGUGUCACUGUGGGUCAAAACCAAGUGUGAUGCUGCCCGAGCAGGAGAGGAUGACACACGCUUGAGGACUCUGAGGGAUGGUUUGGGCGAAGUGUCUGUGGAUGAGGAGGUGCUGAUGUGUUUAUUAGAGGAGGAGUUGCGUGUGUAUAAGGAGCAGACGGGAGACACAGCGCAGGAGCGCUACAACACACUCUGUGACCUCUUAGAUAUCUGCCACGAGGAUACCCCGCACACAUUGAGACGGGCUUCUUACCUGUGUGAGAUGGCACAGGUUGUAUGUUACCAGGAUUUCAGCCAACAGACUGACUGCUCAGCGGUAGACUUCACCCAUGAGGCAUUGCAGUUGUUGGAGGCGGAGCCAGAGACAGCAGAGAAUACUGAUAGGCUGAAGGAUGAGAAAGCACAGGCUUCCCUUUGGCUCUACAUCUGCACUCUUGAGUCCAAUCUGCAGGAGGCUGUGGACACAGAGAAGCGAUUGCGUGCGGUGCAGGAGGAGAGUAAAACAGCAAUGAAUAUGGAUCCUGUUCCCACUAAUGAUCUGGAGUAUGAGGACAAACAGAAAUCACAAGAAAGCCAGCUGGUCUAUGAUGGACUCCGCUUCAAUCUACUGGGCCAUAGCAAGCUGAGUGAGCCUUUGGAUAGAUGUUUGUCUCUAUGGAGGAGUCUACUGAGGGGGUCUGUGCCUGCAGUAAGAGACCCCAAACUCACAGCCUCCUCCAUCACACUAAUGGCUGCCCUCUACACACUUAUGGGCAAGCAUCUGGAAGCUCUGGAGGGAUAUCAGCUUGCUGGUACCCUAUUCCGCAGUCUUGGCGAUGCCCAGAACAGUGCUAGUGCCUUUUGCCACUCUGCCAGGAUCCUGCUGUAUCUGGGCUCCCCUCAACUUGCACAGGCAGAGUUAGAAAAAGCAGAACAGAGUUGGACCUCUGAUCCAAGCUCAGAGGCGAUGUCUGUUAUCUCCAUGACAGCUAUGCUGCAGAGAGCACAGAUCUGCUUCGCUUUAGUACAGGUUGAGCGAGGCGUAUGCUGCCUGACGGAGGUGAUAAAGGAGUCUGGUCAGCAUCAUUCUAAGAGCUGGUACCUGCUCAGGGCACAAGCACUGCAGACAGCCAGUGAAUACUUGAGUCUGGACACACAGGCUUUGGACUUACAGCUACGUCAAUGCAUCAUUCAACAUGGUCUGAAGACUCCAGACACAGCUCAGUAUGAAGGGUUAAAGCUGUUGUGCAGCCUGGUGAUGAUGUUGCUGGGCAACGGGUUUUACGGAGCCCCUGGACCAAACACAGACACUUGCUUUGUAGAUCAAGGAGACAGUGUUGUGUUUAAAUGGCUGUUACUUAGUGAGGUGCUAGUGUGUUCUGAGAGGAUGGUGACUGUGAGGAGCAGCAGUGGGGCCGUUCAUGAAGCUAAGGCUCAGUGUUUGGAGGCUCUUAAAUUGGCCACCAAACUGCAGACCCUCAGCCACUGUGCUGAGCUGUUGGUGUUGAAAGCAGGACUUGAAUUGAUGAAGGGAGCUACUGAAGCCAGUGUUUUAGACCUGGAGCAAGUUAGAAACUUGCUGGAUCUGUGCACAGAUUUUGGCCAGGGGCAACAACAGAAGUGCGAGGUGAAAAUAAAACCUCGCAAAGGCCGGCCAGCUGCCCCUUCUUCCUCUGGGGAUGUCCCUGAAGAAGAAGAGGAUCUGAGUGGAAUCCUCAGCACUCGUGCCCUUCGCAAGGAGCCUGUGGAGGCCAUAUCUAGAUUAGGAAGCCAAGGAGCAUCUCCCCCUUUAAAGCCCAAAUGCCAGCGUGGGCUUUCCUGUCUGACCCAUGCAGAGACCUGCUCCUGUUCCUGCUGCAGUGAGCUCGGCUUGGCUCGAGUCAGUGUCCACUGGGCGCUGAUACAGGCAGACCUCCAGUUAGACCAAGAGGUGUCCCGCCAACUACGCCUUUCUGCCAGGAAGCGUUGCCGUGGUGUCAUAGCUACACUCCAAAGCAAAUUGGCAACUCUUGUAUCUUCUAAAAAGUCAACUGGGCUAACACUACUGCAGGCAGAAUUGGGCAGAAUGCAUUUGGGAACUGUGCUUCAGCUUCUCAGAACUGGAGACAAAUGGAAAGAUGCAGCCCUGUGGGAGGAGAUAGAAGCAGGAUUGGAGGCAGUGAAGCCUAAAGGGGCAAUGACACCAGAGCUUGGACCCAUAAGAGCUGCUCUGCUGGGGUCUAAAGCUGUGGCCUGCCUCUUGGCACUGGCCAUGAAAAAACAGAGCACACCUGAAGAACUGUUCUCCAGUGUCUGGGGCUGGAACCCACUGAAGACUAAACCACAAAUAAAACCUAAAACCGAACUGAAACUUAGAGCCAACAGCCCCGUUUCUGACAAACUUCCAGAGGCAGGUGUUAAACACCAACCUGACUGCGUCCCAUCCGAAAGAAGAAAAAACAAAGUGUCCGCUUUAGUUUCUAAGAAGGCUAAAGACUCUGUGCCCAAAAUUACCAUCACAAAAUCCUCAAUGGUUUUCAAAACCCCCAAACCAACAAGGACUUCCCGGCCCAAAUCAGUCUCCACUAGCAUUGGUGACUUAAGAGCAUUUGACUUCACCAAUGAGGUGCCUGAGAUUUUGGUCUUUGCACCUUCGCUAACGCCUGCCAGCCGUCAAGGGAUCAUAAAGUCAAAAGCCGCCCCAAAGGGAGCAUUUGAGGUUUAUACAGAUUCUUCUCCUGCAGAAGAGAAACCUGUGGUCGUGCCUGCUGCACCUAAACGAACCACGCGCUCUCGCUUUAAGGUUGAGUUCAGUGAUGAGAGUGAUGCUGAAAGCGCACCUCCUGCUCUAGUGGAGAAGUCUGAGAAAAAGCAAAACUCUUCCAACUGUAAAACCCCUCGCACCCUUAAGCCAGCCCUGAACUCCAACCCUAGUGAUAGCAAAGUUCUUGUAAACCCCACUGUGAAACCAGACCCUCCUCGAAGGUCCCGAGCCAGUAAGAAAACCACAGCCCUCCCCUCCACCAGCCGCCUCUCCUCUGAGGAAGAAACUAGUGUAUCUUCUGCAUGCACACGGAGGGGGCGGCCAAAGAAGAGUCAGAGUUCAGAGGUCACAGAGGAGCCAGAGAGGAUGAGAAUGAUUAAAGAGGAUGAAGAUGAGAUUCUUUUGAAUAUCAGCCUGGAGGAGCUUAGAGGUUCUGAUACAGAGAUGAAAGACACAGGCAGCCCAGAUGCUGAUUGUGAGGUCCUGAGGAGAGAUCUGGCUGCUGAUAUCAGACGGGAGUGUUUCAGUGAGCUCAGGAGGACUGGACAGAAUGGUCCUGGAGCUCACACAACCCUACCACACGCUCCUGCACCUCUAGCUGACCUGUCAGUAGAGGUGGUCCAGUCGCACCUUCGUUCCUCAUGGCUCCUCCUCCACCACUUCCCUCCUCCCUCAAUUUAUCCCCACGUCUGCUCACUGCUUGCUCAGUCACUCGGCCAGACUGAUCCCACCACUACAGCAAUGCUGCAUGCACAGUCACUGGGGGUGUCCACUCGCCACCAUAUGACCCGUCAUGUGGUUAGCCAGUUCAGGAAGCUGAAGAAAUCUUGUAAUGAUGUAGCAGAGGGUCUUGGUGCUCUGAGUCUGGAGGAAUCAUCUGGGGCAACAAAGUCUCAAAAACUCUCUGCGCUUGAGCAGAUCUUUUCCUUCACCUCAUCACAUCCAACACAGUUCCCUCUAAUGCACACAGAGCAGUUCACUCAGCAGCUUAAAGAUCUGCCAGCAGGAAUAACAGUGUGCAUGUUCACACUCACGGGCGUGUAUCCCGAUGAGACUGGCAGCACUAUUCUUCUGACCCGACUGGAGAGAGACUCCACCCCAAUUACUGUGAGAAUCCCUACUGCAGACAGAGAGCGCUCCGUUGCCGUGCUGCUGGAAGAGGUGGAUGGAGUGUUGAAGGGGCAGAAGGAGGUGAGCGCGGUGGCAGAGAAAUCACAGUGGUGGGAGGGACGGAAGGCUUUGGAUGCACGUGUGGAGAAAUUGCUCAAGGAGAUGCAGGAUACUUUAGGUGUGUGGCGAACUUUACUCCUCCCUUUGACCUCUGACCCUGAGCUGGACGUUCAAGUUAAGUGCUUCCAACAGGCACUAAAAGGGACAAAGAUCACACAGGACAUGCUCAAGGUGGUUCUCUCUGCAUCUCCACUCCUCUUCCCGCCAGACUUGCAUUCUCUUGUGGAUGGGACAGGUCUGCAGGACAGGGACUUCCUGAAGCUUCUGCAGGGGGGUGUUACUAAACUGAGAGGGAGGGAGGAACCACAGGGACAUACGGUUCUGAUCUUCGACAAGUACUUGCAAAAGUUGCCAUGGGAGAACAUUGCUUGUCUGAAAUCACAUUCUGUCACUCGCAUGCCCUCUUUACAUGCAGUACUAGGACACAGUCAUCUGAAACAGAUGGAGUCUAGCUGUGUGUUGUCUUGUGGUGUGAACCCUAAGCAAGUUUACUAUGUGCUGAACCCAGAUGGAAACCUGCCUGACACUGAGAAGCGCUUUAAAGAAUGGUUCACUGGUGAGCGGGCAUGGAAGGGAGUUUGUGGAACCGCUCCUGAUCCAGAUAAACUACAAGAGGCUGUGACCACUAAAGACCUCUAUAUUUACAUAGGGCAUGGUGCAGGAGCCCGAUUUCUAGAUGCUCAAAGGGUUUUGAAAGGGCCUGUGCGGGCCGUGGCUCUGCUGUUCGGCUGCAGUAGUGCUGCUCUCAGUGUACUUGGACACCAGGAAGGAACAGGGCUCAUCCUUAGCUAUCUGACCGCAGGAUGCCCACUAGUGCUCGGUAACCUGUGGGAUGUGACGGAUCGUGAUUUGGAUCGCUUCACAUCAGCUCUGCUCCAGUCCUGGCUUUCUGCUGGCCCUGGCUCCUCCCUGCUUGAGCAUUUAGCCCAAUCACGUAAUGCCACACACCUCAAACAUAUAAUUGGUGCUGCACCGAUUGCAUAUGGUUUGCCUGUGUAUAUUUGCUAGCCUAGAUUUUUCAAUUUUAACGUUUAUUCAGACAAUUUACCAAAUUGUAUUGUAUAAAUGCACCAAUUUGUUUUUCUUAUUUAAGGUUUAAUUUAAGUCAAUCGCAGGGUUUGUUUCCAACAUAGAGAUAAAGCUUUAUGAAAAUGAAUUUUUUUGGUGGAACAUAAAUGACAGUGCGUUAAUUCUAGGACUAAAUCUAAUUUGUGUUUUGCUGUUUUAAUGUUAAGACAUGUUAGCAAUUGCUGAUUUUGUUUGCUCAUACUUGAGACAUUUUACAUCGAAAUUCUUUUAAGCCACGUUGUUGUUGUUUUUUGUUUGAUAUAAACAUUCUUAUACAUUGUUUAACAUUUUUAUUUCCUGUUUAUCUUGUAUCAAAUGCCAAACUGCUUUGAAAUAAAAUGAUUUUAUAACAUA
Myxocyprinus asiaticus (Chinese sucker) is the source of this 7128-nucleotide messenger RNA. RefSeq names its product separin-like. NCBI's taxonomy places the organism in Eukaryota, Metazoa, Chordata, Actinopteri, Cypriniformes, Catostomidae. The transcript is spliced from 32 exons. Gene Ontology annotation, cellular component: cytoplasm; centrosome; nucleus. Bases 172 to 6714 code for a protein of 2180 amino acids. The record is from RefSeq and is a predicted model, not a curated record. Gene Ontology annotation, biological process: proteolysis; meiotic chromosome separation. Gene Ontology annotation, molecular function: protein binding; cysteine-type endopeptidase activity.